UCACCUUGUCACGCAUUUAGUGGUCCGCCAUAUUGUGUCGUGAAACGUUUGCACACGGCUCACAGCUAUCAUCUCCGCGACAAAGUGUCUAAGUUGUCAGAUGCAAACCCGACACGCAGGUGUAAACACGACUUAGCAUGGCUUUUACUUUACUGGAUAUCGUUUUGAUGGUUGCCGUUUUUUCGUCAUCACAACUGAUCGAAGCCGCAACGGAGGACCACCCAGAACACACCCGUCUUGAUGUUUUUGAACAAGUUCUCGCUAUAACUCAGGUUACAAAUAGUACUUUUCUCAAUGAUGCUAAAACAGAACGGUUCCUGGAACUAUUGCUACACAACUUUAAGUGUGAGACAACCCAGCCGGCAGCCUGCGAAGAUGCUGUGUGCCUCAACAUAUCCGGUCUGUUCAACGUCGUGGGUGCCGACAUCAGCAAGGGUCUGACCGAGGAGCAGUUCCACAACGCAAGCGUCGUCAUAUUCUACUACAUCUACAACAUCACCAACUACUGCCGACAGAAUGUCAACCCAGAAACCAACACGUUUGAGUUUUAUCUCCAGAAGGCCAAGGCCAUCCUCUUCGAGGAAGGUCAUGGUGACAUUGAGGCAGAGACUAUUGAGCAUGCGUUGGAACACAUUGCAAAGUCGAUCAAGCUUCGGGAGGACCACAGUCAGGAGGCGAACCACUCCCAGUUCGAGCACAGCCACGAGCACAGCCACGAGCACGGCCACGAAGGGGACAACCACGAAGGGGACAACCACGAAGAACACGUGAAUGUCAUUGAUGCCGUGUGUUUGAGCCCGGACGCAGUAUUUUACCAGCUAGGUGAGGAGGGGGAGCACAUUGAGGGGGACAAACUUACAGAUGUCGCCACCUUCAUCGUGUACCACCUCCUGGAAGGGUCGCCGAUCAAGGAAAAGUGCCGCCUCCUUCCUUCUCCAAGGAACAUCCUCGACGACCUGUUCUCUCGCCUCAACGCCGUCAAUAACACCCUCACCGACACACAGCUAAGUGCAUUGCUAGCUAAGUUGAACCUCGCUGGUGCCAAGAAGGAGGAGGACCAUUCAGGCCACAACCACAGGAGACGGAGAAGUCCUGGCCUUGUGUCCCGUGACCUUGUGUCCCCCGACCUUGUGUCCCCCGACCUUGUGUCCCGCGUGAAGAGACAGACUCAUGACGGACACGACCAUGGCGCGGUCACGGUUCCUAAAGACUGUUACUCAGUUGGUGAGAUCAUGGCCAUCCAUGGCUUGGGUCAUGAUGACGUCAUCACCGAGAGCAAGCUGGUGGAGUUGUGUCCCACCCUAGUGUACAUGCAGGUGGCAGGGUCGUGUGUCGCCACCCACAACACCACACAACCAGCCACGCCCACCCUGGCGGAACGAUACGGAUACGGUUCCCUAGCAACGCUGAUCAUCUGUCUGUGCGCUGUACUGGGCGCCAUCCUCUUCCCCUUCCCUAAGGGCACCUGCUAUGAGGCGUUUAUGGCCAUCUUUCUUGGACUUGCUGUCGGCACGCUGUACACUGACGCCAUCUUGCAUCUCAUACCUCAGGCACUCGGUCUUCACAACCAUGGAGAAGGCGAAGACGCGCAUGCGCACGCCGAGACAUCCGGUCCAGUGAUAGAGGACUACACGUGGUAUGCCGUAGUGGUAGUUGCAGGUACAUACGGGUUCUACUUGAUCGAGGCUGCGAUGAAGGUCCUAGGCUCUGGACAUGGUCACUCCCACGGGAACCCUUCAGUGGAGCUCGGUGGGCCGGAAGAUAUCAAAUAUGUCACAAAACAGGCGGGCGGCUUUGUGGUCGAAGAGGAGGGAAAGAAGAACUCGGGAUUCACGACGCUUGCCUUCAUGGUGAUAAUCGGGGACGCUGUUCACAACUUCGCCGACGGUCUGGCAGUGGGCGCCGCCUUCAGUCUCAGCGUCUCCAGCGGCAUCAGCACCAGCAUCGCCGUCUUCUGCCAUGAACUGCCACACGAACUGGGCGACUUCGCUGUGCUGCUGACGAGCGGGAUGUCGUUCAAGAGGGCGCUGUUCUGGAACUUCUUGUCUGCCUUGACGGCGUUUAUAGGACUUUACAUCGGGCUCUCCAUCUCUACAGACCCGCUGGUCCGACGGUGGAUAUUUACCGUCACAGCCGGGAUGUUCAUCUACAUCGCCCUAGUCGACCUGUUGCCGUCUCUUAUCAACAACGUGACCAGACACCGGAAGUUAUUGUUUGUGAUGCACAACGUGGGGAUAUUGACUGGUUUCCUCGUCAUGCUGCUCAUCGCGUUCUAUGAAGAAAAGAUUACCAUCUAAGGGAUUAAGGACGAGACUGGACGUGGAGUAUCGAUGUUGGGUCACGUGGUGAUGCAACCCGAUAACUUGGCUCUAACAAUACUUGUUAUAUAUACUGACUGGAGAGUGCACCAAGGGGAGACAACUCCCGGUGAAC
Molecule: messenger RNA, 2433 nt
Organism: Haliotis rufescens (red abalone)
Lineage: Eukaryota; Metazoa; Mollusca; Gastropoda; Lepetellida; Haliotidae
Product: zinc transporter ZIP12-like
Exons: 16
Coding region: 138-2297 (719 amino acids)
Biological process (GO): zinc ion import across plasma membrane; intracellular zinc ion homeostasis
Cellular component (GO): membrane
Molecular function (GO): zinc ion transmembrane transporter activity
Source: RefSeq, a predicted model, not a curated record